AACACUUGAUUGGAAUAUUCGACGGUAAAUUCCCCCAAAAUAUUAUUUUCUUUUUGAAUAAAAUAAAUAAAUACGACCGGUUUCUUUUUUCAGCUCCUCAGAUAUUCCUUUGUUUUUCCCCCCUCCCCCAUCUCUCUAUAUAGCUCAAACUAAUCCGAACAAAAUCUCUUGAAACACCAAACCCGAUACACGUCAAAAGACAAAAAACGACGCCAUUUAGAAACAUUUAAUGGCUGCUUUUGUUCGAAGAAUAAAACGAGUUACUGACCCGCUCGAUGACAGAGUCAAGGCUCGACUCGUCGGCGUCAGUUAUAUCAGCAGCGGAAGCGAACACUCUGCUACCGCAGCCGAAGAUGACUCUCCUUGCCUCUCGGAACUCGUUCAUAGUUUCCUGGAAGACGACAAAGAGGCUGCUGAGCAAACUGGUUACAACUCUGACCCCGACCGAGUCGAUUCAAACCUUGAUACUACUGUGUUGAUCGAGAUCAUCAUCAAGUCAUCCGCUUUCGACAACGCGGACUCUUACAGGAAUCUGCUCAUGGCUCACGUUUUAAAAGCAAUGGAAAUGUUUUCUUUUUUCAAAACGGAUACAAGUACUUUCCGGCGUAAAAUAAUGGCUUAUCUUCGCGAGAUAGGCCACAAUGCGGCGAUCUGCAAGACCAAAUGGAGUUCCUCAGGAGGCCUAACUGCCGGAAACUACGAGUUCAUCGACGUGCUGCAAUCGGUAUCAUCCACGUGGCAAAACCGGUACUUCAUUGACCUCGAUUUUGCCUCCGAGUUCGAGAUCGCCAGGCCGACGAGCGAGUACUCGAGACUUUUGCAGUAUUUGCCCAGGGUUUUCGUAGGGAAGCACGAGGAAUUGAAAAAGAUCGUCAAGGUCAUGAGCGAUUCGGCAAAAAGAUCGUUGAAGAGCAAAGAAUUAUCUCUCCCUCCUUGGAGGAAAAACCGUUACAUGCAAAACAAAUGGUUCGGUCCGUACCGUCGCACGACGAACCAAAUGUCAGCGAGCUUUAGCUCGCUGACCCCCGCAAUGAUCCGUCCCGCGAACGUUGUCAAAUGCCGUUACGUUGGGUUCGACGACGCCGUCAACGGCCGUUUGUUUGUCCGUACGAGAUGAUAAUUUGAUAAACGAGAUAAAUAAUUUUCAAAAUUAUAAUAAUAAUAUAAUAAAAAAAGCGUGGAAUAUUUGUAAUCUUUAAUAAUUACUCCAAUAAUUACAAUUUUUUUAGUUUA
Theobroma umbraticum is the source of this 1233-nucleotide messenger RNA. RefSeq names its product sulfate/thiosulfate import ATP-binding protein, putative (DUF506). The record is from RefSeq and is a predicted model, not a curated record. NCBI's taxonomy places the organism in Eukaryota, Viridiplantae, Streptophyta, Magnoliopsida, Malvales, Malvaceae.